UUUUUUAAACUUCAAUAAAUUCAAUUUCACUUUCUACAGUUUGUGGUGUGAGAAAAUAGAUUUUUUGUUACGAAAAUUAGAUUUCACAAAUCAAAUUUGUAUAUAUGUUGACAAAAGAGUUCGCAGCGUAUUGAUAAUCUUAAUCGCAGAAAUGGCAGGCACAAGACGUGUCCGCAAUCAGGCAAACUCGGUGCCAAUACCGCGUCAGAACUCAGUGUCUGAGAAUGGGAGGACUCGUCAGUACCUAAGCCCUGAAGCUUUAGCGGCAAUGAAUAAGGAACAGCUACGCGCAGAGUGCAGGAAAAGGGGCCAGCGUGCGACGGGCAACAAAAACGAGCUGCUCGCCCGUCUCGGGUACUACAAGCUGGCGGCGGCUGUGCAAGCAGACACUGAGCAGCGCACGCGCAACGGACUUCACCACCCUCAACCUAUCAAGGAGAUCAGAAGCAGAAGUGCUAUAACUACGAUGGAUACUGACAGCCUGGUGCUAUGGAGGCGGCCGAUCACCACGCUCGAGUAUUUCUUCAGGGAGCUGUUUAUAUUAAUGAACACUGCACUCCAUAGAUUGUUAGCGUACAAAUUGCUGGCGUUGAGUAUAUUGGUAGGUUUAAGCGGCACAGCUGUGUCAUAUUACGUAAGUGGGCCGCACCAGCCGUACAUACACUUGUUGGUGUCGACGCUGGCGUGGUGGGGCUGGUGGGUGGUGCUGGGCGUGUGCAGCUCGGUGGGGCUCGGCACGGGGCUGCACACGUUCCUGCUGUACCUCGGGCCGCACAUCGCGCGCGUCACGCUCGCCGCGUACGAGUGCGGCGCGCUCAACUUCCCCGAGCCGCCCUACCCCAACGACAUAAUAUGUCCCACGGACGUAGACCCGAGCAGCGCGGUGUCGAUAUGGAGCAUCAUGUCGAAGGUGCGCGUGGAGUCGAUGCUGUGGGGCGCGGGCACGGCGCUGGGCGAGCUGCCGCCGUACUUCAUGGCGCGCGCGGCGCGGCUGUCCGGCGGGGGGGUGGCAGAGCUGAAUGCUAAUGAUGAUUCUAGAACUGGCAGAGCGAAAAUAAUGGUGCAAAAGCUGGUGCAGCGUGUCGGUUUCGCCGGCAUCCUGGCCUGCGCCUCCGUCCCCAACCCGCUGUUCGACCUCGCCGGCCUCACGUGCGGACACUUCCUCGUGCCCUUCUGGACGUUCUUCGGCGCCACGGUCCUCGGCAAGGCGGUCAUCAAGAUGCACAUACAGAAGAUGUUUGUCAUCGUAGCAUUCAAUGAGACCUUGGUUGGACAAGUUUUAUCCUGGGUAGAGAGGAUACCGUACAUCGGUCCGAAACUCGAAGCACCGCUACUAGAAUUCCUGAGAAACCAAAAGGCGCGUCUACACAAGAACGACUCGUCGACACCGGACAAUCAAGGUUCCGUCCUAUCGAACCUUCUAGAGAAAUUCGUUCUGGCGAUGGUCGUGUACUUUAUAGUGUCGAUAAUAAACGCCUUAGCGCAGAACUACAGUAAGAGAGUCGGCAAAAAGAAGAGCAAGAAAAGAGAUUAGGGCUCGAUGACGCCGGGCGAUGCUUGCGGGGGAUUCGCGCGGCGACGGGCUACCACGGACAGGGCGCGUCGACGUCGGUAGUACACACAGCCCCACACUAUGGUCACACGGAAAGUUCAACGUUUACUCUAUGACUCUCGGUAACAGAGGGCGCUGGCGGGUCGCGCUCGGGAUGCGCACGCGCAAGUUAGGGGUGCUAAAUAAAACAGGGCCGGAUCUAGAAAUAAGAGGCGGGGGCUGUGACCCCCAAGCGAACAUUAGGGUCUGGUAUGAUUUGUGUGUGUUUCGUUUAAUUGCUUAGUUAUUAAUUAUGCCUCUGAAAAUACAGAUCUACCCGAAAAGACGUGUUUAAAAAAACAUUGCAUCUUGUAAUUUCAUGAAUUUGCGCGGCCUUUGUAAUAUACAACGGAGCAAUAAUGCAGCCGCUUUAUAAUAUAAAAAUGUGUUAAAUAGUUACCUUUAAUUAUAAACGUUGGGUCAAUAGUACAUACAUGACUUAGGAAUAGUGAUAUUUUCCAAUAAAUCUGUUUAGCCAAUAGAAUAUUAAUGUAUGGAUUUAUGGUGAUCUUGACUGGUGUAAUUUUGGGUUCGAGAGAACCGUACGAUUGUUUCCGAGACUUGUAGUUAAAUAAAAUCUAAGUCACUGUACUUAAUUUUAAAUGUAAGUUUUGUGGGAAAUAUCACUAUGACAUAAUCAGUGGCAAUUAAAAAUAAAAUUAAAUGCUUUUUGUUUUUAUGUCGCAUUAAUCACCAUAAGUAAUGAAAAUUUUAAACUAAAGAAUAUGAAUGUUAUAAAAAUAUCGAUAAAUUAUAUUUAAGUGAGAAACAGCUAUCGCCCGACCAAAUACGUCUUGCCUUUACGAUAAUGUAUAUAAAUUAGAUAUAAACAUAGAGUGACGUGACUUUCUUUCAUCGAUAACGUGUGGUAACAAAGGGCAUAUUUAAAACUGUGUUCUGAAUAUGAUAAGAGUAAAUAAGUAUCAUAGCAUAGAGCGCUCAAAGUUUAACGCAAUAUGGACUGGGCUUAGGGUACGAAUGUCGAUAUUUUACUAUCGAUGUCGAUAUUUCACUAUCGAUACUCAGAGUCUUUCUUUCAGUACCCUCUGCGGCGUAAGUCGUUAGCCAGUAUAGUAUAAGUGAAGCCAAAAUGUUGUAUUUUGACAGACAAAUCAUAAUUUAACCAAUUUUAAAUUUACCAAAUUAGCAUGUGAUUAUUUAUUCCAAAAAUGUUAAAUUUUUCUUUGGUGCUGUUCCUAUGAAAUUGUAGAUAUUUUUUUUUACAUCCCCUCCAUUAUUGUAAGUGUCAGUGACCUAGUCUGGAUGAAUUUGUAUAUUUAUGUUAAAUAUUUAAGCACAUUACUCGCUUCUAGUUCACGUUUUGUUAUCGAUAAUUUUUCUCGCAUUAUUAUAAUUGUUGGAUAAUUUAUUUAUUAUUGUAAUUAACUAUAUUUUUGUGCAGUUGUAAUAACAAGUUGGAUAUUCGUAGAAAAGAUUUAUGAAAGAGAUGUAAGUAUAAAAAGACUCCUCCAUAGAAAUUUAGGGAAUCCUAUCUUAAGUCGAUUGACUUUUAGUGCUGGCGUUUAUCUCUGUAUUAAUAAGAAAAAUGUCGUUACAAUCGUGAUCUAGCAUUUAUUAUUUUUAAUUAUUUGAUAUCAAGUAGACGCCAUGUUUGGGCCACUUAAACCCAGGGCACACUAAGUCACUAUAAUUGAAGCUAUGUCGUGCUAUCCCAGUGGGAUAUGUUAUCAGCCAGUGUAACUACUGUACAUAAUACUUAACAUCUCAUAUCUCAGGAUGGCGAAUCGCAGUGGAAUAUGAAACAAUACUUUGUAAUUCAAGUUGUUGGAUGGUGUUUCUACUGUUUAUGGGCGGUCGUAUCGCUUACCAUCAGGCGAACGGCAAGCUCAUCUCGUCAUUCAAAGAAAUAAAAAAAAAACAAUAUGUUACAAACAUCUAGAAAAGUCUAUCAUAAAUAAAAGGUGUAAUAUAUUACCAUACUUUUGAUUGUGCGUUGGGUUUAAUGCCAUCUUUAAUAACGCGUGGACGCGGUCCUUGAUUUUAUUAAAAAAAAAUAUAUAAACACGUAAAGGUAUAAAAAAACUAUUGUAUUUUGAACCGCAUCUACGUAGACUUUCCAUGGACAUUGGACAAUUCUCAAAUCUAUAUGCUUAAUAACUUAAUCGUGGUUCUUAGCAUAAGUCAUCGAUGCGAGCCGCGUUAUUUAUUGAGUAUAUAAAUCCAUAUUAUAAACAUAAAUCCAUAUAUUACAAAUAAGAAUUUAUAAAUGAAAGACAUUUUUAUUUCUAUAGCAUGUAUAGGGAUAUUAGUAUAGAAGUCCAGUAUUAAGGUGAAAUGGAAUGGUUUUCAUUGAUUUAUUAACAUUCAGUGACUUGCAUUCCUUUACGUCGGCGUUUCUAGAAUAUUAAUUGCUUAUGCAAUAGGAGUGCUCAGAUUAAACACAAAUAGAGUUUUAACUUGUUAGAUUCGAUUAGACGUUCUCUUCAAAAGGCACUUAGAAUCGUCGUUCAUCUAUAUUCGUGCGUCGCAUCGCCUCAUAAACAUUCAAAAACGGACUCUAAAUUAAAGUUACAAAACGCAAUUUCAUAUAAAAAUUUCUGACGAGCUAAUCAUAACCGAAAUUGUACUCAAUGUGACAUAGUUUAAAACCCACAAUUGAUUGCAUUAUGAGUUGAAGCGACAGCUAUCUAUAGCAAAGAUUAUAGUUGUGCGACGAGGCUUCAUAAUAGUCUCGAAACAUCAAUUAGAUUUUAAUGUAUGGGUGAAGCAUUUGACAGGUCAGGAUAAGACAUCCAUAAAUUUUAAGAAAUAAUUAUCUCAUGGCUGUGUCAUUGUCUCUUUCACAUUCAAAGUAAGAAUAGUUAGGCAUUACAAGUGUAAUUUUGUUCUAAAUAAAACAAUAUGUCUACGUUUACGGACUUACAUUCCACAGUCGUUCUAACCGGGAUGAAUGCAAGAAUUUUUGCAAUUCGUAGUCGAAAAUCAUGAUUUUAAUAUAAUGGGGUAGUUAAAUUAAAUCGGCAGCGUGUUUUGAUUUGCCGGGGUACAUAGGAUUGCGUAGUUUGGUAGAUUGUUUUUCGUAGUAAAUGAGUGCAGUUUUAUACAUUUUGUUAGAUCAUAUGGCUUAGUUCAGUGUUUGUUCCGAUGCGGCAGUUUGAUGGCGAUACAAUUUUUAGGCCAGAAUUUUUCGCUUAGUGAUAAAAAGUUAUAUAAUUAGUUAUUGUAAUCAGCUAUAUUAUCUAUGUGUCCGCAUCGGUAAUUUUAAAGUCUAACAGUGAAAUGUGAUUUUUCCUUUAUUAUAGAUGUGAAAAUGUUUACACAAGGAUUGUUUAUUUUCAAUGUUAUUAAUUUCCAAUGUGUGUCCUAAAUUAUAUAUAAUAUAAAAUGUAUCGUAGUCUGUACAGUCGUGUGGUGGUACGUUAGUACAAAAUAUGCUUAUAUAUUUUUUGUAAGUUUGAGGUCAUACACAAAGAGCAAUAAAUGAAUGUUCAUGGAA
This is a messenger RNA of Manduca sexta (tobacco hornworm), 5048 nucleotides long. RefSeq names its product vacuole membrane protein 1 (gene Tango5). The transcript is spliced from 10 exons. The coding region runs from base 152 to 1534 and encodes 460 amino acids. Lineage: Eukaryota; Metazoa; Arthropoda; Insecta; Lepidoptera; Sphingidae. The record is from RefSeq and is a predicted model, not a curated record.